Messenger RNA from Epithele typhae, 579 nucleotides. RefSeq lists its product as uncharacterized. The record is from RefSeq and is a predicted model, not a curated record. The transcript is spliced from 3 exons. The coding region runs from base 1 to 579 and encodes 192 amino acids. NCBI's taxonomy places the organism in Eukaryota, Fungi, Basidiomycota, Agaricomycetes, Polyporales, Epitheliaceae.
AUGGCCCUCGCUGAACACCUCACGUUCGCCACCGCCGAACCCGCGCACUCGGCCGUCCUCGACGGCUCCUCCGGAAAGCCGCUCUACGACAUCCGGACCUCCUUCCUUCACAACGCUCCAGGCCCCCGUCUCGCCACCGCCGUGCACGACGUCGAUGGGCACACGACCGCGCUCUGGCUGCAUCGCUCUCCCGGCGCAGAAGUGGGCGCGGAGCCGGACGCGGUCCUCGUCCGCGGCGCAAAACCGACUCUGCUGGUGGACUGGCUACGCGCAGGCAAAGGGUCGCACCACCCGUGGCAGUUCCGCGCGCCGGACGGGCGCACGUAUGCGUGGAAGGAGCAGAGGUUCGGGACAUCCCUGAAGCUCGUCGACGUCGAGAACGGGAAGACGGUCGCACGCUCGCACCACAGCAAGGUGGGCUUAGACUACGACCCCACGCUGCGUCCGGUGCUCGACGUCGUCCUACUGGCGUACGUCGUGUGCGAGGAGCGCAGGAGCGCCGCGGCAUCGCAAGACUCGUUUCGCUCCAGUGUGGAUGCCCAUGCGAGCGCGCGUGGCCCCAUUCCAUUUCCCCUCUGA